Molecule: messenger RNA, 4353 nt
Organism: Metarhizium robertsii ARSEF 23
Lineage: Eukaryota; Fungi; Ascomycota; Sordariomycetes; Hypocreales; Clavicipitaceae
Exons: 8
Coding region: 1-4353 (1450 amino acids)
Molecular function (GO): nucleic acid binding; zinc ion binding
Source: RefSeq, a predicted model, not a curated record
AUGGCCGCUAUCCAGCGCGACCAUCGGUCACGGCGCCGUGCAGGGGAGACUGUGUCACUGACUCCCUCAAUAUCUCAACUUGGCGUUUUUGAAGCUCUUGAUGGGCUUGGAGAAGCUGGGAAUCAUGGUCAACUACAGCCGAGUGUGUUUCCAGAGCAGAGCGAGAUAAGCAAGGAAGGGCACGACGAUGGACAGUUCUCCGAGUCCGAUGUUGAUGCCGAGGACUAUUUCAACUUACUACUUUCGCCUGUUCGACCACGAAGGUACCUUGAGCAAUUAGGGGUAGAGUGUGAUUCCGAUCCAGGGGACGAAGACAACAACGACGAUGAUGGUUCCAUGGAGGAAAGCUCUCUUCGCCAUCACUUGCAGCGGCAGCAUUCCACACAGCCAAGGCGUGGUCGCCGUGGCCCUGCCCCUGGUGCAGGAGGGCGGCCAAGACAAUCUCGAAGGCAAGCGCGAUCAUCGAAGCCGCCGCGACGGUACCGGAGUCCAGUGGUGAUUCCGCCUGAAGAAUCGGCGGUGUUGCACGCACAAGAUCCGGUGUGGAAUGGUGACCUCGACGCUUGCGCCUUGACUUGUCGUGAUAAAGCAAUCCUCCGUGAGUUCUGGACAAAGCUGGACAAUGACCAAAUGCAAUUUUGUGGUCGGUGUCAAGAGCGUUGGUUUCAGAUGAAGAUCGAUUCUGAUGGCCUUUGCGCGCGUUGCUGUUGGAAGGAUGAUAAACGCGGGCCCGGAGAGCCGUAUUUCUUCUCUGUGGACAACCAGUUGGAUUUUGGCUCCGUUCCGAAUCAAUUGCCCCAGCUUACACCCACUGAAGAGUCUUUAAUCGCCCGUGUUCACGUCCACGUGAAUAUUAUGCUUGUGCGGGGACAGCAGUACAAAUAUCGGGGCCAUGUUGUUCACUUUCUCCGCGAGGUCGGCUUGGUGUACAACCAACUCCCACUCUUACCGCAGGAGUUGAACACUGUAUUACUCCGUCCUGCCAAUACAUCAUCCCAUGCAAAUCUUAGCCGGCAGUUCACUCGCCAGUUUCGUGUACGCCGCCAACCAGUUGCCAUAUGGCUCAACUACCGCCGGCGCCAUCAUCCUGGCUACCGAUGUAUGGUCAUCAACGAAGAGCGGCUGAAUCAAUUGCCUGACGAUGGCAACGUCCUGGAUGCAAUCCCCCAGAGCCAGGUGGAAGCUGCCGAUGUUGGACCUGAGGAUGAUCAGGAGGCAGAACCAGACCUUGUGGACGAGGCUGCGGUGCCGGAUCUCUUGGCUAAGGACACGGAGCUUGAUGCUCUGCAGUCCAUUCUCGCCGGAGAAUCAGAAACUGACCCAGGACCUGCCACAACCAUCCAGGCGCAGACGCAGCGCCAGUUGCAGCUUCCGAAUAUACGGCGCACACCCAUCAACGAGUUUAAUCGCUCUCAAGCUCUACUCUCUUUAGCAUUCCCAUGCCUCUUUCCUGACGGUAGAGCCGACUUUGUUGAGCCGCGAUUGCGCUCAAUUGAUUACAAGGACUACAUCGAGCAUGCACAUGCUAUGCGUUGGCAUGACGGGCGUUUUGCACGCCACCCUACCUUCCGUUUCGUCGCCUUCAAUACUCUGAUGCGGUCACAAGCCCGUGCACGGUCCAAAUUCUUCGUGAAGCAAAAAGGUGGUAGUCAUGAACCUCUCACACGGGAGCAGCUUAUUCAGGCACUGGAGCACAGCGAGGACCCUGAGGCACAGGCACUGAUCAACUCAAUUACAAGACAUGCGAAGAGGCAGGACCUCGAGGCCUAUGCCUACAACCUUGGAUGUCCUGGUGCAUUCAUCACAUUCAGCCCGGCAGAUUUACACUGGAGAAGUCUCUACCAACACAUGCCCCGAUACGAUGAGUGGCUGGCUGCGUCCGAGUUGGAGAGGAUGGGUCUCUCACGCCAACUUUUGCGUCAGAAUCCUCACAUUGCCGCUUUCCACUUCUACCGACGAUACUGCUUCUUCCGAGAUAUAGUGUUAAGCAAGAAGUUCAACAUUACGGAUUACUGGGAUCGGUAUGAAUGGCAAGGGCGCGGCAGUCCGCACAACCAUGGCCUGUACUGGAUGGAGAAUUGCCCCGGAGUCGACUUGGGUGAUGAAGCCGCCCGUGAUGUAUUUGCACGCACGUGGGGAUUCCACAUCACUGCCAUUAACCCCGAGCCGAGUAGGACUAUGCCUGAGGGUGAGGGUAACCCCCUAAGCGUAGAUCCACUGAACACAGAAAUGACAUUCCUGCGGCUCUCACAAAUCGUCAAUCGUUGCCAGCGUCACAGGUGCAAUACCACUUACUGCCUGCGAGAGCAACCAUCCCCGCCAGCCCCGCCCAGAGUUGACCUCCGCGUCUUCAUUCGCUUGAACGAAGACUCCCUCUCCUGGGACUGGGAGAGCUAUGCCAUCCGGACCCACAUCGCCGGUCGUCUCGGCAUUGAACUCGGCCGCGUCCCGCAGGCAUCGCGUACUAAGACCGGAUGGGCUGUCCGCAUCGCCGACCUCACCACCCGUGACCUUCUGAUACAGCAGCAGUCAGACUGGAUUGACGAACUUGGGGCCAUCAAGGCCGAGGCCAGCCAGAAGUGGUAUACGUACAUUGUUGAUGACUGCCCCCGACACCUCUACGACCUCCAGGGACAACCCGUUGACCAAGAGGCAGCAACACUAGAGGAGAUAACAUCGCAGACCGGCCUCGAACCGGUCAGCGUUCGCCCGACCAGAAGUGGCUCCGACCAACUGCCUACCAAGUCCCUUUUGGUCUCCUUUCUAGAACCGACUAAAAGACGAUGGCGGCUGUUUGGCUGCAGCAGACUGGCAAGACCGAUCAUCAAGGCACCUCUGCUGUCGCAAUGCGAGAACUGCUGGGACUACCACUCCAAGUACGGAUGCAACCACGAAGCUCACUGCAAACGCUGUGGCAAGAUCGGCCACGGACACGAAGAAUGCUCCGCGCCGGAGCAAUGCGUCAACUGCCUGGCGCCCCACGCCGCCGACUUUCCUAUCUGCCCGGCACGCCCAAAGAGGAUUCACGGGGCCAUCCAAAGGCUCACGAAGCCCCAGAGGGACCUGGUCAGACAGAACGGAGCCAGCCUCUUCCGACAACACAACAUGGAGAUUGUUGCGCCUGCUGAGGCAACCCCCUCCAGCCCUCACCCACCCAUCUCUUCGCCGUGCGCGCGCGAACCCCCUGCCACUCCUGAAUCGGAUGAUAGCGAAUCCUCCCAAAGCCUUCCUACAGGACCCCGAAUCUUCCAAGCCAACGUGGGCAAAGGCGGCCCAUCACACGACUGUGCCCUCGCACUUGCCGACGCAGAGCGAUUCGAUCUGAUACUACUACAGGAGCCCUGGACCGAUAUCAAAGAAGGCCGAUGCCUCACCAAGACUCAUCCCGCCUAUGACGCAUUCUCCCCGGUGGAUUACUGGGACGGCCCCAGCACGCGGCCCCGGGCGGUUAUUACCUACGCUGCGAAGUAUUGCAGCAAAUCUGAGAAGAAGACUGAGCCUUACUGUAAACUUGCAGACCAGGUUUUGCCGCACACGGCACACUUUCAGCCCCUCUUAUCCUUCUCCUCUCGCCUGAUGAAUAAGCUGAUUGCCGAGAGAGAUUACUCGGCGCAGGAGAUUUCCCAUCUGCUGCUUAACAUCCCUCUGCAGGAAGGCACGCGGAUGGUAGUGUCUGUCGACUGCCGUCCGUUGGAGCAACAUGCACGUUCAUAUCGCGUCGAUGAAGGUGUCAAUGAGACCAUCGGCAGCUACAAGAAAUAUCUCGAGAGGAAUGACCAACAUGAAGAGAUAAGCUACCUCGAGUACCUGCAAUCGUACAAUCUCAAGACGUGGAGGAGACUCGCUACCAACGCGAAGAAGAGAGUCCUUUCUUACUUUCCUCGAUACAGGUCCAUGGAAGCGUCUCCCCAGUUCAAUGACUUCUGCCGUGUUAAGUUGAUGAUGGUUCAUACCCGUCGCUCUCCACAUGAGUUGCUCGUUGUGGACGGGUUGCAAUUCGAUUCCUUCGCGGCUGCGUACAAGUCUUGCAGAGAGCACCAUGAUACCCAUUCGGACGAUCAUCAUGGGGAGCCAGCAACAGAUGAACUGAGGGCGGAGGAAGAUGAAUUCGAACUUGAGAUCCAUGAAGAGCCCAUUGCAGACGAGGACUGGCAUGAACUCGCCCGCAUGCUUCCGGACCGCCCGCUGGAGGAAGAGAAUAUCGAUAUCCUCGGCCGCCGAGACAUCGAUAUCAAUUAUGACUGGGCCCCCCCACGUUGGACGCUAGGCGACUACUACGAGUAUCUAAACGCUAAAGAAGAAAGAGAAAACAGAAUAAGAAAAGGAGAGCUCGAGGAGCUCCUGAGCUCCUGA